AUGAUUCUGGAACUUCUAUCAUCACUAUCCCGCACAACAGUCUUGCUCCUCGCCGGGCUAUCUAUAAUCCUAUACAUCAUCAGUCAACGCAUCAAAGCGAGCACCUCCCUCCCUCUCCCUCCAGGACCUCCCGCUGAUAGUAUUUGGGGGAAUAGUUUUGACGCUGCAUUCUGUUACCGUAGAUUCGAAUUAUGGACACAAGAAUACGGCCCGGUAUUUUCGCUCAGGCAAGGCAUUCCGGGCUUUGGCGGAACUCGAACAAUCAUUAUUGGUCGGCAUCGAGCAGCAAUUGAAAUCAUGGAAAAGCAUGGCGCAGACAUUUCUGACAGACCUAAUUCCGUCGCAGCUGGGGAUACUCUUAGCGGCGGCAUGCGGAUCUUGCUCAUCAAGAGCGGUGACAAGUUCAAGAAGCUUCGAAAAGCGUUGCAGUCGCACUUGCAACCCAAGUCUAUCGCGUCUUAUCAUCCUAUUUUAACGCAGUCAGCUCGGCAACACAUGUUUGACAUCAUCGAAGAACAUAACGCAACGUCUAAAGGUACCAGCUCCUUCGUAUCCACUCGACACCAGGAUCAUGCGCGACGAUAUGCCGCCGCCGUCGUAAUGGCUCUCGCUUAUGGCAAGGUUCCUCACAGCUACGAAGAUCCCGAAGUUCAGGCUGUUAAUCGCUGUUUGACCCGGCUCGGGUAUGCUAUGCGCCCAGGUGCAUGGAAAGUCGAUGUCUUACCGUUCCUCAAGUACAUUCCCGGUUACCUGAAUGAACUCAAAGUCGGACACAAGGAGGAAUUAGGCCUUUUCAAGAGCCAGCUCCAAGAAGUCAGAGAAAAGCUGGCCCGUAGAGAAGAGAUUCCAGCCUCUUUUGGUAAAUAUCUUAUUGAAACGCAACCAAUGCUGGGACUAUCUGAUGACGAGACCGCGUAUCUCGCCGGAAGUAUGUUUGGUGCAGGCUCAGACACCUCCGCUAGCGCAAUCAGUGUUGCAUUGAUGGCGGCGACUUGCUAUCCCGAAGCUCAAAGGGUUAUCCAGGAUGAGCUUGACAGCGUCAUUGGUCGAGGAAGACCUCCGACUUUCUCUGACCAAGAUUCUCUUCCGCAAACUAUGGCUUUCGUGCACGAAUCGUUUCGAUGGAGACCAGUGACUUCAGGUGGGUUUCCGCAUAGAGCGACAAAAGAUGUUAUUUGGCAAGGUUACUUGAUCCCGAAAGGAUCUACCGUUAUAGGCAACGUGUGGUCUAUUGGCCGGGAUCCUGAUCUGUUCCCUGAUCCGGAGAGGUUUGACCAUACAAGAUGGAUUGCAACGAAUGAGAAAGGUCAAGUCAAACUGAGGGAUGAUUUGAAGAGUUAUCCGUUUGGGUUUGGGAGGAGAGUUUGUCCAGGUCAACACAUGGCUACUGCGUCGACAUUUCUCAACCUUGCCCUCGUUCUGUGGGCCUUCAACCUCACUUCCGAUGUCAAGAAACCUAUUGACACGUAUGCGUUCACUGAAUCGGCAAAUGCGCAUCCGAUGCCAUUCAACAUAGUCUUCACCCCUCGGGUGUCGGUAAAGCAGGGAGAUCGCGAGGAGAAGGGAUGGGAGAUCUUAAAGGAGGCGUUCGAAACAUAUGGAUUCUAG
Lentinula edodes (shiitake mushroom) is the source of this 1608-nucleotide messenger RNA. RefSeq names its product cytochrome P450. Gene Ontology annotation, molecular function: monooxygenase activity; oxidoreductase activity, acting on paired donors, with incorporation or reduction of molecular oxygen; heme binding. NCBI's taxonomy places the organism in Eukaryota, Fungi, Basidiomycota, Agaricomycetes, Agaricales, Omphalotaceae. The record is from RefSeq and is a predicted model, not a curated record. The transcript is spliced from 8 exons. Bases 1 to 1608 code for a protein of 535 amino acids.